AUGACAGAUGUACACGAAAUUCUCAUCCGCCAAAACACGCUGAAAGCCGUCGCAUCCGAUCUUUUGGCCACGGAAAGAUGGGAAAUCAACGAGCGAGAUCCAGAAGACAUUUUUGGCAAUGACCCAGUAAUGAAUUGCGACGCCGAUAUCGUGCUCCGGCAAACAUCCACCGAAAACGAAGACGAAUUCCGCUACCUAGCUCUUUGGUCCGACACCGCAUACCAUCUGGACAUAGAUAGCUGCAUCACUAUCGAAGUCCCCGACGUGACUGUUGGCAGCCUAUCCUCGUCGAAGAGACUUGGCAUCCAGCUCUGCACCGAGAGAAUGGAUGGUGACACGAAGGUGCCAAACUCGCCUCCUGGUGCGCAUCCCAACGCCAUCUUUUUCCCCGGCUUACCGCGCGGCAAAAGCGCAAGUCACCCAAGUCCCAUUUUGGUCCCGAAUCUUACGACCUAUCUCGACUCACUGAUCUACCAUGCCAUCCACUACAAGACUACAAAACCGGGUCUCUGGGCUGCGUCAUUAUGGGUCCUGAAGAAUUUGACGAGAUAUCUGUAUUUGGAGCUAGACCAUCAGCAGUUACCGCUGCUGAUUGAGCUGGAAGAGUAUGAGUUCAUGGAAGCCUAUCUCGGGAGAUAUGUGAGAAAGCCAAGGUUUGUUCUCCGUAGGGACGAGAAGGGAGAGUUUGAGGCAACCAGGGUGAGGGAGUGGGAUCCUAAAAGCUUACCAGAGUGGUGUUGGACGAACCCGUGGACAAGUACCUAG
This is a messenger RNA of Alternaria arbusti, 765 nucleotides long. RefSeq lists its product as uncharacterized. The coding region runs from base 1 to 765 and encodes 254 amino acids. The transcript is spliced from 2 exons. NCBI's taxonomy places the organism in Eukaryota, Fungi, Ascomycota, Dothideomycetes, Pleosporales, Pleosporaceae. The record is from RefSeq and is a predicted model, not a curated record.